This is a messenger RNA of Dicrocoelium dendriticum, 447 nucleotides long. The record is from the annotation of a GenBank genome assembly. NCBI's taxonomy places the organism in Eukaryota, Metazoa, Platyhelminthes, Trematoda, Plagiorchiida, Dicrocoeliidae.
UCGUCUUUUUAUCCUAGGCAAACUUUAAAGGUUCCACUGAACUCUGAGCGGUCUGAUCGAUAUCCCUUCCUGUGUCUUGCUUUCAAGCUUGAGGCUAGCAAAUUCGGGCAGCUCACCUACAUUCGUGUCUACCAGGGGUGUCUUCACAGAGGCGACACUGUGAUAAACACGCGAAACGGCCGUCGUAUCCGCAUCGCCCGACUGGGCCGUGUGCAUGUCACCAGUUUUGAAGAGUUGGAGGUCAUAUACGCCGGUGAUAUAGCGGCCUUUUUCGGAGUUGAUUGCCUCUCGGGUGAUACUCUUGUAGAUACGAAAAUGGGCAAGUCGUUGUCAAUGGCAAGUUCGAACGCGUUUUAUGCGAACAUUUAUCCUCCAAAUCCUUUUCACAUCCACACUAGAAUCAGCACUGCAUGCACCUUUUGUGCUCCUAUCUACAGUUGUCGUUAA